Messenger RNA from Linnemannia hyalina, 915 nucleotides. NCBI's taxonomy places the organism in Eukaryota, Fungi, Mortierellomycota, Mortierellomycetes, Mortierellales, Mortierellaceae. The record is from the annotation of a GenBank genome assembly.
AUGUCGUCGAGUGGGCUGAUUGACCAGGAUCAGCUGGAUGCACGACUGACAAGACUCAUUAUGGACCACAACCACUUCAGGACUCUCCUCUUUCGCUACAUUCGCCGCGCCGUCAUCCUCUGCCCGUGGCAGGUCGAUCAGGACUCGUCAUCCUUCUUCCGCCAGUUCGAACGAGUCGACAAGCUCACAGACCUGCUCCAGUACAUCCGCGACUACGCCCUCCAGUCCUUUCAGAACGUAGAACGAGCAGGAGAUGGCCUUCUCUCCCAAGUCGACGCCCUCCUCGCCCGACCCAUGCCCCCUCCAGCACCAGCAGGAUCGCCUCUUAACGGAGCCAUGUCACCCAACAAUAGAGGACCUAAGGGUCUUGUCGGCAUCAAUGGACACCCAGACCCCAACGGAGCCAACGGAGGACCUAUCGGCGUCAACGGCGCAAGUGCUGGCAUUGGCGCCCCCUUCAACAACAAUCGUGUGCUGUACCUCGCAGGAGAAGUCAAGGAAGCCAUCCGAUUCUGGAGGGAACAGUGUCUACGCGUACAGGUCAUGGACAACCUAGUCUGUGAGCUCGACCGCAUCUCCGACGCCCGGCAAAAGACCAUGAAGAGAGAAAACGCGACCAUCGAGGAAAAGAUUAGGGCAGUAAAGUCGUCGAGCGAGGAAUGCAGGAUUGUCGCGGACAAGGUCGAGCCAUGGUUGGAUGCCUGGCUUUCGAAACUCCAAGUGACGGAACGGCCCAGGGACGAACACAGCCAUCACAUUGGACACGGGCCAGGAUACGGGCAUCAUGGUGGAUCAGGAGGCACGCCUGCACAUCUGCACCACGGCAUGACCUACGACCACCGUUCACUCUCACAUCCAGGCCUUGGCUCUCCGGCCGCCGGCUACUCAAGUCAACAAUGGAGCCAGGGCUCCUAA